This is a messenger RNA of Carica papaya (papaya), 1197 nucleotides long. RefSeq names its product isoeugenol synthase 1-like. NCBI's taxonomy places the organism in Eukaryota, Viridiplantae, Streptophyta, Magnoliopsida, Brassicales, Caricaceae. The record is from RefSeq and is a predicted model, not a curated record. Gene Ontology annotation, molecular function: oxidoreductase activity.
CAAAGUUUCUUCUAUAUAAGCGAGGAGAGUUGGAUCUCUCAAAUCAAAAUCAUUACAAGAAAAUUAAAAGAGAAAAUAUCAGGUAUGGAUUCUGAGAAGAGCAGGAUUUUGAUUCUUGGAGCAACUGGUUAUGUGGGUAACUACAUUGUGAAAGCAAGCGUUGCCAUGGGCCACCAAACCUAUAUUUACACUCGCCCAAUCCAACCAAGUAAUACUGAUGAUUCUUCUAAACUUCAAGAACUCAAAACGUUUGAAUCCAUGGGAGUUACUGUCUUCCAGGGAGAGCUGGAUGAUGAAAAGAAGUUAGUUUCAGUGCUUAAACAAGUGGAGGUUGUGAUCUCAGCCCUUCCAGUCCCUGUACAUCUUGAUCAACUCAAGAUAAUAAAAGCCAUGAAAGAAGCUGGCACCAUCAAGAGGUUUCUGCCAUCGGAAUAUGGGCAUGAAAUUGACAGAGUGAAAACACUACCAGCUUUUGAUGAAGUACUUGAUAUCAAAAGGAAGAUCAGAAGAGCAACUGAAGCAUCAGGCAUCCCCUAUACCUUUGUAGUUGCAAGUGCCCUCUCUGCAUAUUUCGUUGAUUACCUUCUUCAUCCCCGCGACUCUCUCGAUGAGGUUGUUGUUUAUGGAACUGGUGAAACCAAAACUGUGAUGAACUAUGAAGAAGAUAUAGCAUUCUACACCGUGAAAGCAGCCACAGAUCCAAGGGUAGCUAAUCGUAUAAUAAUCUGCAAGCCACCAAAAAACAUUAUAUCUCAACUUGAUCUAAUUUCUGCCUGGGAGAGGAAGACUGGACGAACUUUCAAAAGGGCUUUCCUUCCAGAGGAAGAACUUAUAAAGUUGUCUCAAACUUUACCUAAACCAGAUAACGUUCCGGUAGCAGUGGUGCACAGCUUAUUUGUGAAAGGUGAUUCUACAAACUAUGAACUAACUAAAGAUGACCUGGAGGCAUCAGCAUUAUAUCCUAACUAUAACUACACUUCCAUUGAUGCCUACCUUGAAAAGUGUUUGGUUCAUCCUCCCAACCCUAAAGUGGCUUCAUUCUAAUAAUAAUAAUAAUAUAUAUACAUAUGUGUGUGUAUGUGUGCUCAGAUGGGAUGUUUAAUUAACAAGCAUGCACGAUCUACCAUAAGCAUGGAAGAAUAAAGAGAGACAAGCCCUUUGGAUGUACUAUUUCCACCAUAUAAAUUUUCUUUAUUA